Penaeus monodon (black tiger shrimp) is the source of this 1701-nucleotide messenger RNA. RefSeq names its product neuronal acetylcholine receptor subunit alpha-7-like. Lineage: Eukaryota; Metazoa; Arthropoda; Malacostraca; Decapoda; Penaeidae. The transcript has 10 exons. The record is from RefSeq and is a predicted model, not a curated record. The coding region runs from base 1 to 1401 and encodes 466 amino acids. Gene Ontology annotation, biological process: nervous system process; signal transduction; monoatomic ion transmembrane transport. Gene Ontology annotation, cellular component: synapse; membrane; neuron projection. Gene Ontology annotation, molecular function: extracellular ligand-gated monoatomic ion channel activity; transmembrane signaling receptor activity; neurotransmitter receptor activity.
AUGGAGAUUGGAAGGGGCAAGGGGGUUGUGCUAACAUGCUGUCCCCAGCAUACUCCAGUUGUCACUCGUCUCCCGUUUGCGAAAGACUCUGACGGUCGGCCGUUUGCGAGGAAAUCUGGUCACCAUUCUGCUAUAACCAUGCAGCCUGUGAUCCUAUAUGUGUUGUUAAUGGUAUUUACGAGUGUUUUGGGAGACGGAGAAACAGAACUGCGUGCCUAUCUCUUCAGAAAUUACGACAAGACAGCUUUACCCAACGCUAAGACUGUGGUUACUAUUAGUUCAUUUAGAAUUUUGGACUUCUAUCUGGGUGAGAGUGACCAUGUCGCAACUGUCCUUUGUUGGUUUGGAUACAGUUGGAAGGACCCGAGACUGCAGUGGAAGAAAGAGGAUUAUAAGUCCGUUGACAGACUGGCUUUCGACCCCGAUGCUAUAUGGAGGCCCGAUCUCUCGCUUUAUAAUGGCGCAAGUGAAAUGCAUUUGCCAGAGAGUAAUCUGCCGGUACUAGUGUACUCAAGCGGUGAAACUAUCCACGUACCUGCAUAUACUUUGCAUUUUUACUGUGUAACGGACAUGACCUACUGGCCACACGAUUCUCACACCUGUACCAUCAAAUUUGGGUCUUGGGUACACCACGGACAUCUUAUCGAUAUACAGACUAAUGGCACGGAACCAGAGCUGAUGCUUGGAGAGAGGACCUUGGACAGCGGCAAAGUCAUCACGAAGACGACCUGGUCCCUGUCGGAGAUGACGUUAAAGAGAGAAGAAAAUUUUUAUGACUGUUGUCCCGAACCUUACGUUAGCGUCACCAUAACGUUGCUGGCUACGAGGGACGCGCCGGCCUUUGCCUGGGUUAUUAAGAUCCCUGUUAUAUGCAUGAGCUUCCUGACGCUGGUGGUGUUCCUGCUCCCUCCUGCCGCAGGAGAGAAGAUCGUCUUCGGGGGCCUCUGCCUCGUCCUCAACAUCCUGUUCCUCGAUUACUCGGCCAACGUCAUCGGACACGCCCCCUCGCACACGCCCCUUAUCGUCCAGAUGGUGUGUCAGCAGAUGGUGUUGGUGAUGCUCAGCGUUGUGGUGUCAAGCCUCGUUAUCAGGAUGGCGAGAGGACCUCACUCGUCUGGCCUCCCAAACAUCUUAAAGAGGCCAGCGCUCCUUCUGUCCUCGUGCCUUUGUCUGGGGAGCUACAGUGACCUCGCCUCCAAGUCGAGCCACAGCCUCGGCAGCUCUCGACGCAAGCCCGACGAGCUGGAGCUGGGCGAGGACGGGGGCUCCGAGAUCCGCCGUCGGGAAAACGGCGACGCCUGCGAGUGGCUCCUCCUCGCCGCCGUCGUGGACCGCUUGGCCCUCCUGCUCUACGCCGCCGUCUGCGUCAUCAGCCUCAUUCGCUUCAGCAGCGUCCUGUAGCGGCGAUACGUCUCGAUUCCUUCACAGCCGCGUCCUUUUAAAAACGACACGUUUUGAUUUCGAGGCAGAAUGGCGAAUAUGCUUUAGUUACCCUUAGUAUUUCCCGUUUUCUAUGCUGUUCGUCUUUUUUUUUCAUCUUUUCUCUUUCUUUUUGUAUAGUUAAUUCAUGUAAGUAUCUGAAAAACCUGCUUUCCUUGAGAGAAAAAAAAGGCGUAUGGAUCAUCUUGUACACGACCUUCUCUUGAUGUGUUUGAUGGAUAGUUAUUGACAAACUGCUACAGAUUAAACCAGACCCAGAAA